This is a messenger RNA of Colletotrichum graminicola M1.001, 438 nucleotides long. Its product is annotated as glutathione-dependent formaldehyde-activating enzyme. The record is from RefSeq and is a predicted model, not a curated record. NCBI's taxonomy places the organism in Eukaryota, Fungi, Ascomycota, Sordariomycetes, Glomerellales, Glomerellaceae. Gene Ontology annotation, molecular function: carbon-sulfur lyase activity. The transcript has 3 exons. Bases 1 to 438 code for a protein of 145 amino acids.
AUGUCGACAGAAGAGGCCCCGAAGAGAUCCAAGAAGUACGACGCGAGCUGCCACUGCGGCAACAUCAAGUUCUCAUUGACGCUCUCGCCACCGCUGGAGGACGGGUACAAGGUCCUCAAUUGCAAUUGCUCCAUCUGCCGACGCAGCGGCUACCUCCUCAUCUACCCCGAGAAGACGGACGUCACCUGGCACGACGGCUCCCGCGAGCGGUGCACCAACUACCGCUUCAACACCAAGACCAAGGACCAGAUGUUCUGCGGCGGCUGCGGGUCGAGCCUGGGCAUCGACUUCUUGAACGAGACCUUCUACGGCAUCAGCGCGCGAGCCCUUGACGGCAUCGACCUCGACACACUGACUUACAAGAAGUUUGACGGCGUCAGCAAGGUGUCGCCGGCCCAGGACCUGUCCGGGACUGAAAGCAAGGAGGUUCGCAAUUGA